Messenger RNA from Rhinichthys klamathensis goyatoka, 722 nucleotides. RefSeq names its product leukotriene B4 receptor 1-like. The record is from RefSeq and is a predicted model, not a curated record. Lineage: Eukaryota; Metazoa; Chordata; Actinopteri; Cypriniformes; Leuciscidae. The coding region runs from base 12 to 722 and encodes 236 amino acids. The transcript has a single exon. Gene Ontology annotation, molecular function: G protein-coupled peptide receptor activity. Gene Ontology annotation, biological process: neuropeptide signaling pathway. Gene Ontology annotation, cellular component: membrane.
AAUAAAAUUUGAUGAUGGAGCUAAGAUUAGGCUUCAAUUCCACAUCUAACAGCACUGCUGUGGGUUCAGAACAGAUUGCUCCUGCUGUAGUUCUGGGUUUGUGCUGUUUGGUGGGUUUGCCAAGCAAUAUCGCAGUAAUCAUCAGCAUUGCUCGUGAGUGGAACACACAUUUUAGCUUUACCUUAAGUCUAAUGCUAAACCUUGCUGUCUCUGAUGCUUUGACCCUUUGCUUGGCUCCUGUCGUGCUGUGUGGAAUACUGUUUGGAUGGAAACUUGGCCUUUGGUCUUGUAGGAUCCUGUUCUUCUUGGGUCACUGGAGUCUGUAUGUUGGUGUCCUGACGGUCACCUCCAUGAGUGUGUACCGUUAUCACAAUGUCAUCAAGUCAAGGGUCACUAACAGAAAGCUACUGCACAGACUGGAAAGACAACACAGACACCUUCAUCUGACUGGCAUCUGGAUUCUAGCCUUUGUUUUUGCCCUACCAAUAUUUUUCACUCAAAGACUCAAAGACAAGGAUAGAUUGCAAAGAUGUCAGAGGACAAUGGAGUCACGGUCUGUAGAAGUGGCUGUUUUACUUCUUGAGACCCUGUUGGGGUUCGUCAUUCCAUUUUUGAUCAUGUUAACAUGUUAUCUCUGUUUGCACAAAGGCUUGAGCCAAAAAGCCAAGAGCUCCAGUCUACCUCGAGCUCCACAGGACCAGAAACCAGAGGGCAAACGUUAA